CGCUGCAGCCGAACCCAAGGGCUCCCCUCGCAGUCCACAGCAAGAUCCCGAGAUGGCUCAGUAUGAGGAAGUGUGUGUGUCCAGCUUUGAAGAGUUCAGCCAGGCUGUGGAGCAACAUAAUGGCAAGACCUACUUUACGGGUUCUAAGGACGCUGGAGGGGAAAGCUGGUGCCCGGACCGUGUGCAGGCUGAACCAGUCAUACGAGAGGCGCUGAAGUGUGUUAGUGAAGGAUGUGUGUCCAUCUACUGCCAAGUAGGAGAAAGACCUUAUUGGAAAGAUCCAAAUAAUGACUUCAGAAAAAAGCUGAAAGUAACUGCAGUGCCUACACUACUAAAAUAUGGGACAUCUCAAAAACUGGUAGAAUCUGAGUGUCUUCAGGCCAGCCUCGUGGAGAUGCUGUUCUCUGAAGAUUAAGAUUUGAUGAUGGCAAUUGUACCUUGAUUUCCUGACCUUGCUAUAGUAUAAACAAAACUGCAUAACUGCUUUGAAUUUGUGUUAGCAAUAAAUAAUUAUGGUGUCUAAAAACAAAAA
This is a messenger RNA of Choloepus didactylus (southern two-toed sloth), 532 nucleotides long. Its product is annotated as thioredoxin domain-containing protein 17-like. NCBI's taxonomy places the organism in Eukaryota, Metazoa, Chordata, Mammalia, Pilosa, Megalonychidae. The record is from RefSeq and is a predicted model, not a curated record. The transcript has a single exon. Gene Ontology annotation, cellular component: cytosol. Bases 53 to 415 code for a protein of 120 amino acids. Gene Ontology annotation, molecular function: protein-disulfide reductase [NAD(P)H] activity.